Messenger RNA from Guyanagaster necrorhizus, 3795 nucleotides. RefSeq lists its product as uncharacterized. The coding region runs from base 8 to 3526 and encodes 1172 amino acids. The record is from RefSeq and is a predicted model, not a curated record. Gene Ontology annotation, cellular component: nucleolus. Gene Ontology annotation, molecular function: rDNA binding; transcription factor binding. The transcript has 13 exons. NCBI's taxonomy places the organism in Eukaryota, Fungi, Basidiomycota, Agaricomycetes, Agaricales, Physalacriaceae. Gene Ontology annotation, biological process: regulation of DNA-templated transcription.
AUCAUAAAUGUCCACGACUCUCCCGCUCUUUUGGAAUCUCUCUUCGUCGUCAAAGAAAGAGCGUAUAGAUGCCUCUGUCAAGCUUAUUUCGUCAUUAGAACAGUUCCAAGCACAGUUCGCUAAGGAUUCUUCAGAUACUUCUGAGGAUGAAAGCCAAGAGGACGACAAAAUCGACCCCUUGGACAAGUACAAUGCCCAUGAUGUGUCCUAUUCAGUGCGGCGUCUUAUUCGUGGACUAGCGAGUCCGAGGGAGAGCAGCAGAUUAGGGUUUUCAGUCGCACUGACAGAACUUCUGUCUAGAAUUCUGACGUUCUCAUGUUCACAAGUACUAUCGCUGAUCAUUGAUGCUACGAAAACUCAAAAGUCCAUGACUGGACAAGAAGAGAGGGAUGUCCUGUUUGCUCGUCUUUUUGGAAUCACCGCGGUCAUCCAGUCAGGCUUAUUUAUUCGAACGGAUCCUUUGCCCGAAUCUGCAUCUUCCUCUACAUCUGCAUCGUCCCUACAGAGCUUCAAGGACAUCAUUUCAGAGUUGGUUUCCCUCGGAGAGAAGAAAAGCUGGCUUCGCGAAAGUGCUUGGUGGACGAUCCUUCUGGCAUUCGAAGCCCUCAACUCGUCGAGUGUCGCUUGGAAGGAGGAGGGUUUCGGUUAUUCCAUAGAGACGACCUUGGGCAGUAACUCUCAGUGGACGCCUGAAAAGGUAGCGCUGAUGCUGAAACUCCAGUAUUUGUGCCCCAAUCGCGAUUGGCGGAAAUACACGUCCCCGAUGUUCAAAACUCCUGAUUUGCUUAGCACUGGAAAUUACCAUACUCUGGGACAAAUACUUAAGGACAUUGACGAUGAAGAAAGUAGCUCCAAAUCUUCCGGAAGCUCAUGGAAGCCUGAGUUGAAUUUUGUUUGGGACAUAAUAUUCGAUUAUCUGCUUCCCCUUCCAGAGUAUAAUCAACAGGCGAAGGGGACUUUUCCUGAAUUUUUCAGAAUAGUCGUUGACGAGUGUCUGUUUUCCUCCACGUCCUCUCCAGAACGAAAGUACUGGGGGUUUCAAGUUUUCCAAAAGGCUUUGCCACGACUACCGGCUGAUGAUAUUCCUAUGAUCUUUACGAAAAACUUUAUGCGAACUUGGAUCAACCACUCAUCCAAACCAGAUCGAUAUCUAUACAAGGCAGCCAAACAAACUGUUAUCGAAGUUGCCAAUUUCGUGAAGGAGAGGCCACAGCUGGGUCUGGGACUGAUCGUCCAACUCACUGGUGUGAACGGUAGUCGGCAGUUUGACCAGUUGACCAAGACAAAAACCGUUGAAUCCAUCCUUUCUUCGAUGAAUGCAGAUGGCAUUAUUCACUACGUGGACCAUCUAAUUUCUCAGUUCAAUGGAAAUGAAGGCGUAGACAAGAAUGACACAAAAGGUCUCAAUGCACGUAGAUCAUGGGUUAUGGAUCAGCUCGUAGCGCUGAUUAGAAAUGGCUCAAUGCCCAAACGAGAUGACUGGAUCCGACAGAUCUUGGAGUGGUUUGUGGUCCAUGGUUUCUUCAUUAUACGGACACCCGCUAAGCAGAGUUCGUUUCGUGGUACGGAAUGUGUACUCGAACCGCCGCUGUCCGAUGCUCUCAGGCUGUACAGUCGCAGUCGACUCUUGAGCUGUCUUUCCGACCUCACAAGUCAGGCUAUGACAAUAACUAACGAGGUCGGAACGAAAGCUUUAAAAUCUUCAGCCAUGGCCUCUGAUGGAGACUUUUGGAUACACAAAGUUGUUGCUACCAUUGAAGAGCUGAAGAAAGACAAGAACGCGUUGUAUCUUUUGGAUCAUGACGAAGAGGUCCGCGCUCUUCGAGCGAAAGCCAAAGAGCUAGAUGCUCAUCUAAGAAAGGUCACCUCCGGUAGUGACGCGGCGCAAGGGUGCCAGCUAUUACUUUUAGGGCUAGUAGUCCAUGAAUACUGCGCCAAUGAAGAAGAUGGCACGGCGGUAGAAACUCUGGAGUCGUGUAUCGACCUCGUCGAACGCCUGUUUCCUCGCAAUAAGACCAGCAAGAAAAAGGCCGCCAAAGUCGACGAUGACAAUGAAGAGGCUCCAGAACCCAUUGAUGGCUUAAUAGACAUCAUCAUCGGUCUAUUAGAGAAGCCUACGGCAUACCUACGAGUUAUCGUGAACCAGGCUUUUGCAUCUUUGUCAGCUUUAGUGAAAGAGAGUUCCAUCGAUCUGAUUCUUGCGCAACUCGAAACUCGAGAUCUCAGUGCCGGAGGUUCAGAGGAUGUCAGUGAAGACGAAGAUAUAUCUGGAGAUGAAGAUGAUGAAGAUCGAAGCGAGUCCGCCAGCGAGGAACAGAGUGGCGACGAGGCAGACGAUGACGAUGCUGGAGAGGAAGUGGACGAAGAGCUUCGGAACAAGAUCCUAGAGGCCCUGAAAAUGACCGGCGUCGAACCUGUCACUGACGAUACAGAUGAUGACGAUUUGAUGAUGGACGAUGAUCAGAUGCUGGCACUAGAUGGACACCUUGCGGAGGUUUUCAAGUCCAGAAUGCAAGCCGGGAAGACUCGUAUGUCUAACGACGUUGAUGCACAACGUAAAGCCACCCAUUUCAAAAACAGGGUGCUCGACCUUGUCGAUCUGUUCGUCAAGAAGCAGCCGUCGAGUCCCCUUGUGAUCAAUCUCAUUCUGCCUCUGGUCGACCUGACCAUUUCCUCUGGCACCGAUGAACAGCAGCUCUCUGACAAAGCUAAAGGUAUUCUCCGAUCUCGUAUAGGAAAAGCCAAAAAUAUGCCUGCUGCCCCUGUGGCUCAAGUCACAUCCAUUGUCCAAUCACUACACGCCCACGCACGUAAAGCACGUUCAUCAGAACUGUUGCCUACUUUGAGCUCUUGCAGCCUAUAUCUUGCCAAGGUCUUGGUGGCUCAACAGGGCGUAACGCAGGUGCUUGAUACGUACCGGGAAUCCCUAGUCGAUUACUUGACCCGCAAGAAUUCUGCUUUGAAUCUCAACUUUUUCCAAGAACUCAUGGUGCAGUUCCCGGCACUUGGAUGGCGGUUACGACAGGAUAUCGUUGACUCAUCCAAAAAAGCGAUCAAUGUGUAUCGACAGUGUCAGGCACUCCACCUGAUACACGGCCUUGUCGCUCAAUUGUCCUCCAUUGAGACAUCAGAUGCGGACGUAGUAGGAUUCAUGACAGCGUUGCGUGAAGCAUUACAUGAGCUUAUGAAUGAUGCAUGCGACGACAAGGCAUCUGUCAACACCACCCAGAUGAGGGAUCUAUUCAAACUGGCCUUGUUGUCGAUAAGACAAACAUCUCGACUCCCUUCAUCACCAGAUGUUGAAGCCAUUUGGGCGCCGUCGAGUUGGGAAAAGCUGUUAAAGAAGCUAUCUGCUUCGCCAGGAUUCAAGUCAUCGACUUCUAUCCACGCGAUGUGCAAUGAGGUGGUAAAGCAGACCACGAAGGCUAAGUAUACCGGGGAAAAAGAAGAGUCGGUGGGAGGCAAGAGAAAGAGGGAUGGUGUAGAUGCAACUAGUAAGCGCAAGAAGAAAAAGGCUCAACACUAAGGGUUUCCGUCACUCUGAGCAUGUCAGGACCAUUGCUUUCUUCUCUACUACGGGGUGCUUUAUUCACAACUACGAGUACAUGAAACGAGUAUCUAAUUAUGCAACGAGCGUCUACGCUACAUCUCAGUUGGACAGUCAGGUAUGCUGAUCAACCGUCUCGGCGGCUAUGAGCACUGUGGAAGCAUGAAGCAGGGCUAAAGAUCAGUACCUACGUUUAGUAUACAACUUGUUAUACUACCUAAAUUCAAAUAAACUUUUUUGUUGCAGGU